Daucus carota subsp. sativus is the source of this 1200-nucleotide messenger RNA. RefSeq lists its product as uncharacterized. Lineage: Eukaryota; Viridiplantae; Streptophyta; Magnoliopsida; Apiales; Apiaceae. The transcript is spliced from 2 exons. The record is from RefSeq and is a predicted model, not a curated record. The coding region runs from base 158 to 1057 and encodes 299 amino acids.
ACUCAGCCAUAUCAUUCAUCAACACUCUUUUCUUCUUUAUCUAUCUGCACUAUAAAUGUAACCUCCCUUAUCAUCAUCUCAAUUUACACUCUCUCAAGCUCAUCCAAAUAAAACAAACCUCAAAAACCAGAGCUUUAUUUUUCAAGAUUUUUCAAGAAUGACUUCUUGGGAGUUGGAUGAUGACAGAAUGAAUUUUCAGCUGGAUGAUGUGGAGGAUCAAGGCCCUUUUGAUCAUUACCAUCAUCAUUAUCAUCAUCAAGAUUGUAAUUCACAAGUGCAUGGGAUCUCCAGGCUAGCUACUUGCACUACAAGCAACUCCACCUUGGAUUGUGAGGGUUUCGAGCCCGAAAGCAAUGAGAAUGGCCUUAAGGCCAUGUUGUCUAGGUUGUCAAUUGAGAGUAUUGACUUUGGUGGGGAUGCUGAUGAAGAAUUAUCUGAUAGUCCUGGCCAGGAAGGCAAGAAUUGUUUGUCUUCGGAAAAUGAGAAUGAAAAAAAGCCUGUGGGAGUUUUUUCGCUUCCUGGAACUCCACUAGGGCACAGAAGGCACCAGGGUUUGGUAGGGAAAAUUAAGCAGUAUUCAAGCGAGAACGAAACUCGAAAGGCGAGCAAGAGUGACAGGAGGAGGAGAUGGAAGAGGAGGGUUUUGAAAAGAGAGAAUAGGAAUGUUGAUGAAGAGAAUUUGAGUAGUUGGAGGAGUCAUGGCAAUAGUUUUAGUGGGGAGAGUGAUCAGAAUGGAUCAGGGUUGAGAGUGAUCACAAGGCCGAAAGGAGGAGCACAUUCUUUGUGUAUGGACAUGGAGGAAGUGAAGGCUUGUAGGGAUCUGGGAUUCGAGUUAGAGUUGGAUGCCAAGAUCAUGCCUAGCAGGCUCACAAUCUCGGCCCCGGUGCUCGACACUGGCGGUGGUUGCACCACCAGCAGCGGUGGCAGCUCUCCGAUCUCUAAUUGGCGCAUUUCUAGUCCAGGAGAUGAUCCAAAAGAUGUAAAAGCAAGGCUAAAGGUCUGGGCACAAGCAGUGGCAAUUGCUUCAACAUCUCCAAGAUCAGGAUGCAGCUGCUAGCUAAUAAUCCACAUGAGUCUAAUUUCACUGCCUUAUCAACCUUUUUUUUUCUUGGAAUGUGUGCCAUUUUUUGUUAAAGAAGUUUUUGUCAUGUAGCUUAACUUGGUGAAUAUACAUGUCAGUUAGUUUGUCUUUUGCUGCAA